This is a messenger RNA of Sesamum indicum (sesame), 1639 nucleotides long. Its product is annotated as oxidoreductase, 2OG-Fe(II) oxygenase family protein. Gene Ontology annotation, molecular function: ferrous iron binding; oxidative RNA demethylase activity; broad specificity oxidative DNA demethylase activity. Gene Ontology annotation, biological process: oxidative RNA demethylation. Gene Ontology annotation, cellular component: cytoplasm. Lineage: Eukaryota; Viridiplantae; Streptophyta; Magnoliopsida; Lamiales; Pedaliaceae. The record is from RefSeq and is a predicted model, not a curated record.
GCUGGACAAGACUUUGGGCCACCAGGCAAGACAAUUCAGAAUUCUCACCUACAAAACCCUAGAAAAUAGCCAAAUUCUGGAAUUGGGCUUCAGAUUUUACUGGCGUCAUAAUCUCUGAUAAUGUAUCGGUCAGAUGUUAUCAGUGAAGAAUCGGAGAGAACAGCAUUCCGGAAAGCCGAGAAGAAGUACAAAAUUUAUUAUGACAACACCAAAAAGAAAAAGAUAGCUAGACCUGUAGAUUUAUCGGAGGUUGUAGAUUUCAAGUCGAUUUUGGAGAGGUAUAAUUGUAAUGGCGAACUUAUGGGAGGAGUUUCAGUGUUAAAGUGCGAUUUUGAUAGACCAAUUUUCUGCUUGGAAAGUCGGCCAGGAUUUUAUUUUAUUCCUGGUGCAUUAAGCGUGGAGGAGCAAUGCCAAUGGAUAAGGGAGAGUUUAACUAGCUUCCCGCAGCCCCCAGAUCGAACCAACCACAAUGCAAUUUAUGGACCCAUAGAGAAUUUAUUUGUUUUAGCUAAAGAGGGGAAGGUUUUAGUAUUAGAAGAGAGACUUCCUGAUAAUGUUGGUUCAGAGUCAGAGAUUAAUGCUAUUCAGAGUGAUACAAGUGCUCCCAAGUGGAAGUUUGUUGAUGAAUUGGGUGAAUCACAUGGCCGAGAUGUGAGCAAGUUGGUGCUGGCUUCUGUUUUGCUGCGUAAGUUAAGAUGGAGUACCCUUGGCUUGCAAUUUGACUGGUCCAAGCGUAGCUAUAAUGUUUCUCUCCCUCACAAGAAGAUACCUGAUGCACUAUGCCAGCUGGCUAAAAGGAUGGCAGCACCUGCUAUGCCAUAUGGUGAAGAAUUCCAGCCAGAAGCUGCUAUUGUGAAUUACUUUGGAUUAGGUGAUAUGCUUGGUGGGCACCUUGAUGACAUGGAAAAAGAUUGGAGUAAACCUAUUGUAAGCAUGAGAAAUAUUUACUCAUCAGUUUGGGUUGCAAAGCUAUUUUCCUGCUGGGGGGAAAGUCAAGGGAACAUCCACCAGUUGCUAUGUUCCUUAGGAGUGGUGAUGUCGUGCUUAUGGCUGGGGAAGCUAGGGAAUGCUUUCAUGGCGUUCCCCGCAUAUUUACCGAUGCAGAAAAUGCUGAAAUAUCCCAGCUCGAAUCCCGGUUUGCAGGAGAAGAUGAUCUACCUUACUUGAAUUACAUCAGGACUUCAAGAAUCAACAUCAAUAUCAGACAAGUAUUCUGAAUAUAUCUCUAGGCAGAUAAAACACUGGAGCAUGUUACAGGAGUUGGUAUUUUACGAAGAAUUUGUUCCAUCAGUUUGUCGUUAGUAGCUCAGACAUGGGAUUCCAAGAGAAUGAAACCAGUGAAUUUGGAUUCUGGAAAAGCAUUAUACUGCACAAGUUUCCAAGAGAAUAAAACAUGGAUAUAAUCUCUCAAAGUCUCCUUUGUUUCCGGAUGAUGUCAACUCAUACUGCGAGAUUGUAUUGCAGGAAUUUCUGGAGCAUGAUGGGAGUUUCAGAUCUCGCCCUUAAUACUAAAAAUUUAACUAUAAUCCAGUGAUUGAUAUUCUGCAAUGGAUGAUGAUAUUUGACAUAUUUGUGGUGGUGUUACCAGAAAAUGGAUGAUUAGUGCAUAGAAAAAUCCUCACUCUUACUUGUUUGCUUC